GAUGUCCAACAAAGACCACCAACAAAACAGAACUGGUACAUUCUGCGCACGUAUGUGGGAUGGCUUUCUGUGCUGGGAAGAGACACCACCGGUGACAUCUGUAACACAGAACUGUCCAGAUCACUUUGGCUUCGACCCCACUGAAAAAGUGACCAAAUAUUGUGACGAAUGGGGUAAUUGGGUCCAGACUGGGUCUACUUGUCAAUCUUCAAAGGACAUAUUGGAGAGAGAAGUCUCCCAUUUUUUAAGGGAUGCUGCAGAGGAGUUGACCGCAGUGGCUCACACAGAAAUGCGGGGUCUUACCGAAAAUCUUAUCCAUGAGAGCGAAAAUAAAUGCUUAAUGAAAAUGAACCAAGAUCCACCUUAUGUUCAAUCGGGGCCAUACUGCAGUCGUAUCUGGGAUGGCUGGCUGUGCUGGGACGAUACUCCGGCAGAAACCGAUGCCUUCCAAAACUGCCCCAAUUAUUUUGCUGACUUUGACACUACAGAAAAGGCAAUUAAGCACUGUGGAAAGGAUGGAAAGUGGUUUCACCAUCCGGAGAGCAACAAGAUUUGGACUAACUACACACUCUGUGUCACCACCGAUGAGAAGAGGAAGGCAGCCGCCCAGCUCUCAGGGGACACUGAGGUAGAACUUACCGAUGAGGCCACGGUGAGUCCCUUGGUGAACCGAGAGGAGCAGGAAAAGAGGGAACAGAAAAUCACCAACAGCCAAUACAAAUGCUUCGAGAAAAUUCAUCGAGAUCCACCUUAUAACAAGUCAGGUACAUACUGCAGCCGUAACUUCGAUGGGUGGCUGUGCUGGGAUGAUACUCCAGCAGGAACCUAUACCUCCCAAAACUGCCCUGAUUACUUUGCUGACUUCGAUCCCACAGAAUCAGCUACCAAGUACUGUGGGGAGGAUGGGCAGUGGUUUCGCCACCCAGAUACCAACAGGACUUGGUCCAACUAUACACUCUGCAACAAAAACACUCCGGCAAAGUUAAAGUCAGCGUACAUCCUGUUUUACAUGGCAAUUGUGGGUCAUGCUUUAUCUAUAGCCUCCCUGCUCAUCUCUCUGGCAAUCUUCUUCUACUUCAGGAGUCUGAGCUGUCAAAGAAUCACCCUGCACAAGAACCUCUUCUGCUCCUACGUUCUCAAUUCUGCCCUCACCAUCACCUACCUCGUAGGCGUGGUCAAUAAACUUGAAGUGGUGAAAAGAAAUCCGGUCGGGUGUAAGGUGUUACACUUUUUCCACAUGUACAUGCUGGGCUGCAAUUAUUUCUGGAUGCUCUGUGAAGGAAUCUAUCUGCACACGCUCAUCGUGGUGGCUGUUUUUGCAGAGGAGCAGCAUCUGCACUGGUACUACCUCCUGGGCUGGGGCUUUCCUCUAGUGCCUGCAUCCAUCCACGCCGUGGCAAGGAAAAAGUUUUUUGAUGACAACUGUUGGAUGAGUGUGGAAACCCAUCUGCUCUAUGCGGUCCAUGGUCCUAUAAUGGCAGCUCUGCUUGUGAACCUCUUCUUCUUACUGAAUAUUAUAAGAGUGUUGGUAACCAAAUUGAGAGACACGCAUCGUGCUGAGUCCCACAUGUACAUGAAGGCAGUGCGAGCCACCCUGAUCCUAGUGCCCCUGCUGGGAAUACAGUUUGUCAUUUUUCCUUGGAGGCCAGAGAACCGGCUGGCUGGAGAAGUCUACGAGUACAUCAUGCACAUACUCAUGCACUACCAGGGUGUUCUGGUGGCAAUAAUAUUCUGCUUCUUCAAUGGAGAGGUGCAGGCAGCUCUGAAGAGACAGUGGAUGCAGUACAAGACUCAGUGGGGCCAGAGACGAAAGGACCACUGCUCAAUGCGCUCCACCUCUUACACAGCCACCUCCAUCACAGAGGUACCCGCCUUCAGUUACCACCAUGACUGUAACAGCGAACACUUGAACGGACGUCAAACAGAGGACUCUGAACUAGUGGCAUUAAAAUCAGGAGAGGCAUACGCCUGA
Molecule: messenger RNA, 1972 nt
Organism: Scomber scombrus (Atlantic mackerel)
Lineage: Eukaryota; Metazoa; Chordata; Actinopteri; Scombriformes; Scombridae
Gene: calcr
Product: calcitonin receptor
Exons: 17
Coding region: 2-1972 (656 amino acids)
Biological process (GO): cell surface receptor signaling pathway; positive regulation of cytosolic calcium ion concentration; adenylate cyclase-activating G protein-coupled receptor signaling pathway
Cellular component (GO): axon; plasma membrane
Molecular function (GO): calcitonin receptor activity; amylin receptor activity
Source: RefSeq, a predicted model, not a curated record